UUCAACUUUAACAAGACAUCACUUGCUUUCUGUUAAUACAAUACGGAUAAGUUAUUCCGAUUUUAUUUCUGUGGACUUUUUAAUCGAAAAAAAAAACAUAAUACAAAUACAAACAUUUAACAAAACAUUGUAAGGAAGAUUUAAGUGUUAGAAAUGAUUACAAAUCUUCUUUACACCGUGAUUCUCUUAAAUGGAUGUAUUACACUUGUCUUCCCGGCGUGCAUGACUGGAUGGUUUGGCUCCAGCUGCCAAUACAAAUGUCACUGUGUCAACAACAGAUGUGAUGACCAAGGUCUGUGUUUAGCUGGGUUAAGUUGUGAGCGGGGCUGGUUUGGUCCACUUUGUCAGUACCAGGAUCUGUCUACUUUAAAUGCCAUCAUUACACCACCAAACAGUCUUAUAGCAGACGGUAAAGAAGGAACGUGUACGGAUCUAAAAAAUGUAACGAUAUCAUGGACGAUUUCAUAUUUAGUUAAUUGGAUAAGAAUUGUUUUUCGUGAUUCAGACACACUAUUCGACACUGUGAUAAAACUUGUUCUUGUAAACAAUUCGUAUUUUCCUUGCUCUAUAAUUUCUAACAAUAUAAACGCAAAUACUACGGACAUUGUGUGUAAUGAAACCUCCACUACACAGAAGAUAUUUUUUGAUUUUCACACACCCAAGUCAAUAUGCUCGAUUUACAUUAGCGGAGGUAGAAACGUUGCACUAAACAUGUCAACAUGGCAAUCUAGCAACUACAAUGAUUCAAUCCAUGGACCAAUAUUUGUUUCUUCAAAAGCCGUAGAUGGGAAUUCAAGUGGAAACUUUUAUAAAAAAUUAACUUGUACACAUACGGAUAUUAAACCGACACCGAGUGUUUGGGGUGUCACAUUUCCACAGCCAAUGUUUGUUACCCGCUAUGUACUUUAUAACAGAGCGGACCGCGAAAUGCAACGAUUAAAAGGAUUUAAUUUGGUGAGCUACAAUGUAAACAACACGGUGGUGUUUAACUACAUGGAUACACUAGAGAGUGACAAAAUUUUGGUUUAUAAUAUAACAUCAACUGGAAAUGUAGGUGUAUCAAACGUCAAUAUCACAGCCAAACAGCAUGACAACAUUUUAACACUGUGUGAAGUGGAAGUUUAUGGAGAUCAAGUGUGUCAACACAACACAUACGGCCUAGAGUGUAUGAACAUUUGUAACUGUAGCCACUGGAAACAGAAAUCAUGUUUUGUUGCUACUGGUCAAUGUUUUGGUGGAUGUGACGCUGGUUACUUCGGUAAAGAUUGUAGCAAUGAAUGCUUAGCUGGUUCUUAUGGAGAGAACUGUUCUAUGAACUGCAGUACGAACUGUAGAAAUAAGAUGUGCGAUAGGUUCAAUGGUACCUGCACUAGUUGCAUUGACGGCAAAGUUGGUCCUUUUUGUGAAACAGAUUGUAACGAUACAUUUUACGGAGAAAACUGCCGAUACCAAUGCAGUACAAACUGUACAGACCAGCUUUGUUACAAAGAAAAUGGAACAUGUUUUAGCUGCAUAUCAGGACAAAUGGGCCUAAUAUGUGAAAAUAGCUGUGACGAUCAUCACUACGGCCCUAACUGUAUCUACAACUGCUCUUCAAACUGUGAACAACUUCAGUGUAACAAAACAAAUGGUUACUGCAAUAAUUGUUAUGCUGGGUAUCAGGGAGACUUUUGUAAUAUUACAUGUGAUAAUGAUCGGUAUGGAGUAAACUGUAAGGAAAACUGCAGCCACUGGUGUGUACAAAACAAAACACAAACCUGGUGUAACAAAACGGAUGGGCAGUGUCUGAUAGGCUGCAAUAAUGGAUUUAAAGAGGAGAAUACUGAAUGCAGUAGUUGGAGUCUGAAGAGCAAAGAAGAUGACACUGCUACAACACUGGUGCCAAUUGUUGUUCCUGUUGUUGUAGUUUUGCUGAUAGCCAUGUUAGCUGUGGCUAGUGUGGUAUUUUGGAGGCGAAGAAAACAAAACAAAAAUAAAAGUAAUGGAGACAAUGGUGGGCAGGGAAGUAACAAUGUGUUGACAACAACAUUUGGUGCAGACGAUGGAACAUAUGGAAAGGGAGAUUCCCCUAAGGCUAAAAGAAAAGUGGCCAUCGUCAACGCCUAUUGUAACGUCACAGACAGCACUUUCAUCCAAGUCUCACCACUAAAUGAAUUUAUGCGAGCCAAAAAUAGCGAAUAUUUUGCCAAACAAUUUAAGUCCAUACCAGCACCGCAGAAUGUGUCCAUGUCGGCUGGACAGAGUGAAGAAAAUAGAAACAAGAACAGAUACAAGAAUAUAUGCGCAUAUGACCACUCUCGUGUCCAUCUAGAGAUUAACACAAGCAAAAACGAAGGGGACUACAUCAAUGCUUCAUACAUUGAGGGUUAUAACAAUGAAGAAAAAUUUAUAGCCUCACAAGGUCCAACUGAUGUGAACAUCAAUGAUUUUGUGCGAAUGUUGUGGGAACAAAGAGUUGAUAAAGUUGUGAUGCUGACAAAACUAAUAGAAGAAGGCAAGGUAAAGUGUGUAAGCUACUGGCCAGAAGAAGGUACAACCACAUUUGGUGACAUCAAAGUUAACCUGGCAGCUACUCAUGUGUUUGCUGACUACACUAUCAGGAAGUUGGAGCUUAGUAAAAAAGGUCAGACAACCCACCAAUUUACACAGUUCCACUUCACAUCGUGGCCAGACCAAGGCGCACCUCUAACACCGUGGGGACUUGUGGACUUUGAACAGAGGGUGGCAUUGGACAAAACACCCAAGCCAAUUCUCGUACACUGCAGCGCUGGUGUAGGGCGUACUGGAACCUUCAUCGCUCUACGUAAUGUGAUGAGAGAAGCUGAAGACACAGGGCGGAUAAAUUGUUUUCAAACAGUGGCCAAACUCAGACAAGACAGGGUUCUGAUGGUCCAAACAGCGGAACAAUAUGAAUUCCUGCAUAAGGCAGCUCAGGUGGCCAUUGUUUGUAUGGGUACCACAGUGACGUACAAUAACAUAACGUCCAGAAUCUCUGAUCUUGAGGAGCAGCUGGUUACUGGAAGCUGUAAACUUGAAAAAGAGUUUAAAGCUGUCUCAGAAGUCUGUUUAGAUUUAGUGCAAGAAAAAGAUGACAACACACAAGGGGUUGAUUCAAAUAUAUAUCAGAACAACACUUCAUCAAACUCAACAAAGGACAGAUUCUCAUCUAUUAUUCCAAGCAAGUUGUAUCAAGCUGUGUUAUUGAAGGAAUCAAACAACCUUGGUGAUUAUAUAAAUGCUGUGUUAGUAUCGGGCUUUACAAAAGGAGAGAACCAGAUACUAACACACCUCCCAAUGCCAAACACAGUCACAGAUUUCUGGAGAUUGGUGGCACAGUACAAUGUAAAACUUGUCAUGGCUUUCCAAACAAAAGAAUCAGUGCAAGACGAGUCUUAUGGCCAGUACCUGCCUGCCAACAUGACAACACCUUUAGACUGUGGACCAUAUGAAAUACACACAGGACCUGUCAAGUCUGAGAGUUUAUGGGAGGAACAACAGAUCACUGUCAAAAUUGUCAAGAAAACUUCAAGUAUACUAUCAGUAGCUAAUGAAACCCACGUGACCCACAUAACAAGUAAAAGCAGAGACCUGAAUCCCAAGAAUCUUCUCAAACUUCUUAAACACACAAGGUCAAACAAUGUACAGGCACAGGGGAGAGUACUCUACAUGUGCAGAAACGGAGCUGAGUACAGCGGCCUCGCCUGUGUGUUGAGUCUUCUACUUGACCGAAUGGACCAUGACCAAAGUUUAACAGUUCCACUUGUUGUUGGUGCCAUCAAAUGUAUCAGACCACAGGUCAUCCCAUCUCUGGACCAGUACAGAUGCCUGUAUCAAGUUUUGAAAAGGUACAACGAAACUACCCAAACCUACAACAACUAUGAUCAGCUCUCUACAACUCGGCAAACUGAAGAAAAUGUAUAUGCCAACAGUUAAGAUGUUAUUUUGCAUGACUGUAUAGCUUAACUAACAUAAUAAAUGACUCUCAGAAAGUGUGACGCAUGCAUUUUUCUAAUUAGGAGCCAUGUUAAUAUUAACUCUUUUUAUUUACAAUACAAAUUAAUCAACAUAUCUAUUAAAGUAGUUUAUUUUUAAAUGUACACAAUUUUGUUUAAUUUAAUGUCCUUAUACAAGUAAUUCUUCUUCUUCUUCUUUGUUCUUAAUUUUUAAUGUUGAAGGGAUCGAGGGUUUGAAUUCGAGACUUUUUUUUUCAAAUUUAUUAACCAUGAGCUUUUUCCGACUCGACUAUGCCUCCAUCACAUUUAAGGAUAUGUGUCAACUGGUUAUGCGCCAUUGAGGCCAUUGACUCCGAUUUCAGCCUGCUUUUCUUUUUGGAUUUGCUUCCAUAGCCUUUGUCCAACAAAGAACACCAGUUGAUUAAUUUUGGAGUUGUCUCUCCUAGAAAAGUGGCUGUCCCCAGCUAACGAUAUUCAUCUCCCCGAGGGUUCAAACUCGAGACUUUUCGGUUUAGCAACCAUGAGUUUUACCGACUCAACCACGCCGACCCCUUACAACUAAUUAACUUUUCAGUUAUUACAUAAUAACUUGAACUAAUCUUACAUUAAUGCUCAUGAUUUUUAUAUCACACGACGAAUAAGAUGAACAAGAUAUUAACAUAAUGAAGAACCCGGUGGAGACAACAUUUAAAGGCUUCUAGUAAUUAAAUUUAUUAGCUCUUUUAUUUGUUAUCUAUAAUAAAAUUACUUCAGUUAUUGACACACAAGCAAAAUAAUUAUUUUAAGGUAACAUUCUCAUAAUCAAUGUUAAAAUAUGGUUGAUUAAUACCACUUUGCCUUUUCUAAUUAAAUUUUACUUUUUCUGCCAAAAAAUUAAUACCUGUGAGAUAUUUUAUACUAUGUAUACAUUUUUUUUAUACUAUUUUAAAAUUAAAUCUGUUAAAUAAAUUAAAACAGUUUUCAAAUGUGAAUAUAU
This is a messenger RNA of Physella acuta, 4929 nucleotides long. RefSeq names its product receptor-type tyrosine-protein phosphatase alpha. Gene Ontology annotation, molecular function: protein tyrosine phosphatase activity. Lineage: Eukaryota; Metazoa; Mollusca; Gastropoda; Physidae. The record is from RefSeq and is a predicted model, not a curated record. Gene Ontology annotation, biological process: protein dephosphorylation.